Penicillium angulare is the source of this 1341-nucleotide messenger RNA. RefSeq names its product DUF2855 family protein. Lineage: Eukaryota; Fungi; Ascomycota; Eurotiomycetes; Eurotiales; Aspergillaceae. The transcript is spliced from 3 exons. The coding region runs from base 1 to 1341 and encodes 446 amino acids. The record is from RefSeq and is a predicted model, not a curated record.
AUGGAAGUCCACGUCGUCUCAAAACAUGACAACUCCCAGCAUGCGACCUUCACGCUGCCCGAUGAUACGACUCUGCCAGAAUUGGGAGACUCGUCUAUUCGCAUCCGCACCCAAAUUGUCAGUUUAACAUCUAAUAAUUUGACCUAUGCUCGCAUGGGAUUCCUUGCGCGUUGGUGGGAUACCUAUCCCGUGGCUGAUUAUUAUCCGGCGCCUUAUAACGAUCCCACCGACUGGGGCAUUGCUCCAGCUUGGGGCCAUGCGACCGUUGAAGAGAGCAACAUCCCAGAUCUUGUUCCUGGGACAGUUCUUCAGGGAUUCUGGCCUACUUCGGCUGCCUUGACAGAUCUCAAAUUGGAACCAUCUCUUCCCGCUGGACAUUGGAUUGAGACUAGUGAGCAUCGCCAGAAGCUUAUGCCGCUGUAUAACCGUUAUGUCCAUGUACCGGAGUCACUACAGAAUAUAUCCCGCACUCAGUCUCUCGACUCCGCAGAGCAAGAAAAAAUUGAUCGCCUAGCCUGGCCUUCCGUCGUAUUAUGUCGGGCUGGAAACCAUUUAAAUGAAUAUGUCUUCCCAGUACAACCGGAAACAACGACACCAAUUCAUCCAUAUGGCGGGAAAUCAGGACUAAGAGCUAUGUGGACAGCGGCUGAUGGAGAUGUAACUUCUGCUGUCAUGGUUAGUCUGGGUGCAUCUACCAAGACUGCUCUUGGAUUUGCAUACUUCUUCAACAGGCGACCGAAGCACUCUGCUUCACUUGGGUUUCUGCAAGUGACCUCCUCAGUUGAUCAGAUUUCUACUGCUACUGAAAUGGCAAACCCUGUAUUCCCUUGCAAAGCAGUUGAUUAUACGGAUAUUUCCAGCGUCGAAACUUCAAAAUGGCUAGAGGAGCGUCGUCCCUCUAAGAUUGUGAUUUUAGAUUUUGGUGCUCGGUCCAACGCGUUGGACAAGCUCUUGGAUUUGAUCAAAAAUAGCGACACUCUUAAAUCUGCAAUUGAGGUGAUUAUCCAGAUUGGAAGCCAGCAAAAGGUCUACACUCCUGAAGAGAGUCACGCCUCUCAACAGUCAAUGAUUGAUCUUGGCAAGGUCCAGUAUAAUACUUCCGGAAUUGAGGAUACUGCGAUCGAAUUUCUGGGAUUGGAGAAAUUCUUCAGUAAGUUACUCGAUAGCCAAUUAGACAUGGUGAAUCAUCGCCACGAGUGUGCACCUGGACUAGAGCUCAUCUGGGGCCAAGGUGUGGCUGGUCCCAAUGGCAUCUCAAACGGAUGGGAUCUUUUGUGCAAGGGUCAGGCGGGCCCCAACGAGGGUCUUGUGUAUAGGGUGCAACCAGUCAAUUCGGCUUAA